This is a messenger RNA of Cynocephalus volans (Philippine flying lemur), 1683 nucleotides long. RefSeq names its product C-type lectin domain containing 20A (gene CLEC20A). NCBI's taxonomy places the organism in Eukaryota, Metazoa, Chordata, Mammalia, Dermoptera, Cynocephalidae. The record is from RefSeq and is a predicted model, not a curated record. The transcript has 8 exons.
AUGUGCAGCCCCAGUCCCAAGCUACGACCAAGGGCCUGGACCUGGGAGCCCCACCCAGGGUUCUUAGGUCCUGCCUCUACCUCUUCCCACUGGAUGGCCCUGGCCAAGUCACUAAACUCUCUGAGACUUGGUAUCCUCAAUCUACUGCUAUCAAGCACUGACAGAGGUGCAUUGCAGCAUAUAGGAAGGGCGCCCAACCCAGAGUGGGGCAGAUGGGGAGGCGUUAGCUGGGCAAAGGGAAGGGGGAGACGAGGGGAUGGGCGCACAGGGGACGGAGGGAGCGGUUGGGAGGCCAGCCCUUCCAGGCCAAGAGGGCCGCUGUGCAAAGGCUGGGAGGCAGAGCUGGGCCAGCUGGGGGGCCCGCGGGCAGGGGCGGAGCGGGAGAGGAGAGGCUGGGGAGGCCACCGUGGUGUGGCCCAAAGCUCUUCGGGGACUAGUAGGGGGGUCAGGGGGGUUGGCCGUGCGGUGACAGUUUCUGGCGCUCCAGCCUCAGAGCAGGUGAGCCACGGCAAGACCUUCUCGCGGGCGGAGGUGGCGCUGAGCUGGAGGGACGCCGUGCAGUACUGCCGGCGGCAGCACACGGACCUGGCCGAGCUGCAGAGCAACAGCAGCCUGCGCGGCCUGAGGGCGCUGCACUCGCUCGCGAACCGGAGCCCGGCCUGGAUCGGCCUCUUCUUCGACCCGCGCAUUCCCGGCCUGAGCUGUUCCAGCGGCUCCAACUUCACCAGCCCCGAGUGGAGCAAGGUGCCCUUCUUCAAGGAGGGCCUGUGCGCCACGCUCUUCGCUUCGCUCAACUUUACCCCCAGCCUGGGGGCCGCGUCCUGCACAGAGCAGAAGCCCUUCAUCUGCUACUACGACCCUGCUGAAGGGCACCGCAUCUCCACGGAGCCUUCUCUCAGCCUGACCACCUCUCCAGAACCAGCUAUGGUCCAGAUCGGUGGACAGACCUUCCUGUGACUUGACCAAGUGAUUACGUGGUCCUUGGCCCUGCUGUACUGUCGCAGUCACCACACAGACCUGGCCAACCUUCAGAUGGUGACUGACGAGGCAGGCGUGGAGGCCUUGAAGUCCAUCACGAGUGAGACCGAGGCCUGGAUUGGCCUCUACUUCAACACGAACUCUGGGUCUCUGAGCUGGUCCAGUGACUUGGGUGCCAGCGUCCCCACCUGGCUGCAGGUGCAGGUGUGGGGGAGAGGACUGUGUGCAGGACUCCGCACCUACGCGCGCUGUUCCCCCUGAGUUUAUUCAGUGGACUGCUCCUCCCUGCAACCCUUUAUCUGCUUCCAGACCCCCUCCAUUGGACACCGGGAGUCGGCAGAGUUGCCUCUGCUCUUUCGUGCUUCCUUCUUAGAAGUUAUUCCCUCCUCAGAAGUUACUGUGGAGACAACUCCCAGGCCAAGUAUAGCUGUGACCAGUGUAGGGAGUGGCACUGCCAUAAGAGAUACAGCUACGGCCACUGAGGACCAACAUUUGAGCUCACGUAACCACCCAGAGUAUAAAGAAAAAAUAUCAGCACCAGAAUCAGGGCACCCUUUUGGAAUCCUGAAAGCAGAUUUUACCAUCCCAACUCUGAUGGACCCAGAAGAGAUGAAAGACCAGUUUUUGAGGGAGAUCCAAGAAGUCUUGAAGCUUAGAUUAGGUCAUGACCUGAAAUGGGUUGGCUUCGAAGUGAACAAAAUGUAG